UUAGAUGGGGUGUGUGUGUUGACCUGGUGAGUGUACGCCUGCUGUGUGCCUUUCAGUCAGAGGAUGCAGCAGGUGUAGACGUAGUUCGUGUGUGGACUUGGCAUGUCGCUCUCAGCAGGAGGAGCUGCAGCAGCGGUCUCUCUGGCACUCAGUGAAGCCACAGAUUGUCUAAUUAGAUUAAGCGAGGCUUUCCUCAGAUAAUCAUUCAGCCAGCUCCUGUUUUUUCCUCUGAUAAAGAGAGCUGUUUGAAACUGCGAGCUUGCUGAAGGUCACGCUGAAAAAGGACCAGUUUGGGUAGUAAACUGGGGUCUUGGUGCUGUUCUGCAGACUGCCCGCUGAGGAGCUGUCUCCGGGUUAUGGGCUGUUUCUGGAGCUGUGAGUGUGUCGCUGCUCACAGUAAUCGGACCACCACUAAUACCUGCUGCUGCUAACAGGAGGUGAUGGGGGAAGUUUCUUCACAGAGUCCCUGUCAGGCUACAUCGGUACCUCAGGCCUACCACUGAGUCUAUUUGAGAAGGCCUCUGCUGAGUCCCCAAGAAAGGAAAAAUGACCAACAACUCUUUUAGUGGGUCCAAAUAUGUCCGACGUGGCGAGGCCAACCACGAUGCAGAGUUCAGCUGCUCAGUCCAGGAGCUGCGCUCCCUCAUGGAACUUAGAGGAGAGGAGGCAGUUGCUAGAAUCCAGGAAUCUUAUAGUGAAGUUAAUGGACUGUGCGCCCGGCUGAGGACGUCACCUGUCGAUGGCUUAGAUGGAAAAUCGGAAGAUAUCGACAGAAGGAAAGAGGUGUUUGGACUUAACAUCAUCCCUCCAAAGAAGCCAAAAACCUUUUUGCAGUUAGUGUGGGAAGCCCUGCAAGAUGUCACACUCAUCAUCCUGGAGGUGGCAGCCAUCAUUUCACUAGGCCUUUCUUUCUAUCAUCCACCAGAUGCUGAGAGACAGAACUGUGGCAGUGCAGCUGGCGGCGUGGAUGAUGAGAGCGAGGCAGAGGCUGGAUGGAUCGAAGGCGCUGCCAUCCUCUUGUCUGUGGUGUGUGUGGUGCUCGUGACGGCCUUCAAUGACUGGAGCAAAGAGAAGCAGUUCCGUGGCCUCCAGAACCGCAUCGAGCAGGAGCAGAAGUUCACGGUGGUUCGAGGGGGGCAGGUGAUCCAGAUCAAAGUGUCCGAGAUUGUGGUUGGUGACAUUGCACAAGUCAAAUAUGGUGACCUCCUCCCUGCUGACGGUGUCCUGAUUCAGGGCAACGAUCUGAAGAUUGAUGAGAGUUCUCUAACCGGAGAGUCAGAUCAUGUCAAGAAGAACCUUGACAAAGACCCCAUGCUGCUGUCAGGUACCCAUGUGAUGGAAGGCUCUGGCAAGAUGGUGGUCACUGCUGUGGGUGUGAACUCUCAGAGUGGAAUAAUCUUCACCCUGCUUGGUGCUGGUGAUGAAGGUGACAACGAGGACAAGAAAGACAAGAAAAAAGAGGAACACAAAAGGAAAGAUUCAAAGGGGAAGAAAAGGGAGAAGAAGGACGGAGCAUCCGUGGAGAUGCAGCCACUUAAUGGUGAGGGAGAACCAGAGAAGAAGAAAAAACACAUUGCAAAGAAAGAGAAAUCCGUCCUCCAGGGGAAGCUAACUAAGCUGGCUGUGCAGAUCGGCAAAGCAGGUCUGUUCAUGUCAACUCUCACUGUCAUCAUCCUCAUCACUCGCUUCCUGAUCGAUACAUUCUGCAUUCAGGGUGUUGUGUGGCUUCCUGAGUGUGUGCCCAUCUACAUACAAUUUCUGGUCAAGUUCUUCAUAAUUGGUGUGACGGUGCUUGUGGUAGCUGUACCUGAAGGCCUCCCUCUGGCCGUCACCAUCUCCCUAGCCUAUUCAGUCAAGAAAAUGAUGAAGGACAACAACCUGGUCCGCCACCUGGAUGCCUGUGAGACAAUGGGCAAUGCCACUGCCAUAUGCUCUGAUAAAACGGGCACACUGACUAUGAAUCGCAUGACAGUGGUGCAGGCCUACAUCGGGGAACGCUACUACAAAAAGGUGCCAGAGCCAGACCUUAUCCCUCCCAAAAUCCUGGACCUGCUUGUCCUGGGCAUCGGGGUCAACUGCGCCUACACCACCAAGAUUAUGCCUCCAGAGAGGGAUGGUGGACUCCCUCGCCAGGUGGGAAACAAGACUGAAUGUGCCUUACUGGGAUUCACCCUCGACCUGCGCCGAGACUAUCAGGCCAUUCGCAACGAAACCCCCGAGGAGAAACUUUUUAAGGUCUAUACCUUCAACUCUGUGAGAAAAUCCAUGAGCACUGUGCUAAAGAACCAUGAUGGCAGCUACCGAAUGUUCAGCAAGGGUGCCUCUGAGAUCCUGCUUAAGAAAUGUUGUAAGAUCUUGACGGCCAGUGGUGAUGUCAAAGUCUUCAAACAUCGCGACCGAGAUGAUCUGGUUAAAAAGGUGGUUGAGCCAAUGGCGUCUGAGGGACUGAGGACCAUCUGCCUCGCCUACAGAGAUUUUCCUGUGUCUGAUGGAGAGCCUGACUGGGACAAUGAGGCCCACAUACUAACAGGUCUCACAUGCAUCGCUGUAGUUGGCAUUGAGGACCCAGUACGACCUGAGGUUCCAGAAGCCAUCAGAAAGUGCCAGCGGGCUGGAAUCACUGUUCGCAUGGUGACUGGAGACAAUAUCAAUACUGCCCGUGCAAUUGCCAUUAAAUGUGGCAUUUUGCAUCCUGGAGAUGAUUUCCUGUGUUUGGAGGGCAAAGAGUUCAACCGACGCAUUCACAAUGAAAUGGGAGAGAUUGAGCAGGAACGUCUUGAUAAGAUUUGGCCCAAGCUCCGAGUCCUCGCUCGAUCAUCUCCAACGGACAAACACACUUUGGUCAAAGGAAUUAUUGACAGCACAGUCUUUGAGCAGAGGCAGGUUGUUGCAGUAACUGGAGAUGGAACAAAUGAUGGUCCUGCCCUAAAAAAAGCAGAUGUUGGCUUUGCUAUGGGCAUCGCAGGGACGGAUGUGGCUAAGGAGGCGUCUGACAUCAUCCUGACAGACGAUAAUUUCAGCAGCAUUGUUAAGGCUGUUAUGUGGGGCAGGAAUGUCUACGACAGCAUAUCUAAAUUCUUGCAGUUCCAGCUCACCGUCAAUGUGGUUGCUGUCAUUGUGGCCUUUACCGGAGCCUGCAUCACCCAGGACUCUCCUCUGAAAGCUGUGCAGAUGUUAUGGGUGAACCUCAUCAUGGACACAUUUGCUUCGCUGGCCCUUGCCACGGAGCCACCGACUGAGGCACUGCUGCUUAGGAACCCAUACGGCCGCAAGAAGCCGCUCAUCUCCCGCACCAUGAUGAAGAACAUUCUGGGACAUGGUGUCUACCAGCUGACCAUAAUCUUCACCCUACUCUUUGCUGGUGAGACGCUGUUUGACAUCGACAGUGGCAGGAAUGCCCCGCUUCACGCCCCGCCCUCUGAGCACUAUACCAUCGUGUUCAAUACUUUUGUCCUCAUGCAGAUCUUCAAUGAGUUUAAUGCCCGCAAGAUCCAUGGAGAGAGAAACGUUUUUGAGGGUGUCUUCAGAAACCCCAUCUUCUGCUCCAUCAUCUUCGGAACCUUCGUCUCACAGUUCAUAAUUGUACAGUUUGGAGGUAAACCUUUUAGCUGUGUGGACCUAACCCUUGAGCAAUGGCUUUGGUGCAUCUUCUUGGGCCUCGGCAGUCUGCUGUGGGGACAGGUAAGAAACUGUUUUUGCUAA
This is a messenger RNA of Pundamilia nyererei, 3702 nucleotides long. Its product is annotated as plasma membrane calcium-transporting ATPase 1-like. Bases 547 to 3702 code for a protein of 1051 amino acids. Lineage: Eukaryota; Metazoa; Chordata; Actinopteri; Cichliformes; Cichlidae. Gene Ontology annotation, cellular component: intracellular membrane-bounded organelle; plasma membrane. Gene Ontology annotation, biological process: regulation of cytosolic calcium ion concentration; calcium ion transmembrane transport. The record is from RefSeq and is a predicted model, not a curated record. The transcript is spliced from 18 exons. Gene Ontology annotation, molecular function: ATP binding; P-type calcium transporter activity; ATP hydrolysis activity.